UUUCAAAAAAGCUUUUAACUUUCCCCUCUCUCUCUCUCUGUCCUCGAGAAGAAGAAGAAAACCAGAUACAAGAGAGAUUUUUCCACUACCAAACACCUAAAUUCUGGAAAUUUCCAGAUUAACCUUCGAAUACUCUUAACUUACUCUGUCCACUGUACUCUCCUUAAGAAUACUGGGUUAUUGUCCUGUAAGAAGGAGAAAGUGAAAACCCUAGGAUACUUUGAAUUUAAUAAAAAAACCCUAGGAGCAAUACUGACCCUGUGAGAAUCGAAAAUGAGAGCCCGAGAAGAGCCCAUCUUCUACUUGUUUCUGAUUCUAGCUUCGACCUUACUCCUCACGGCGACGGCUAAAUCUACAAUCGAGCCUUGCUCAAGCAACGACACUUGCAACUCCUUGCUCGGCUACACGCUCUACACCGACCUCAAAGUCUCAGAAGUCGCAUCUCUCUUCCAAGUAGACCCAAUCUCAGUCCUCCUCGCUAACGCCAUCGACAUCUCUUACCCUGACGUCGAGAACCACAUCCUCCCUUCCAAGCUCUUCCUCAAAAUCCCAAUCACUUGCUCCUGCGUCGACGGCAUCAGGAAAUCCGUCUCCACCCACUACAAAACCCGACCUUCCGACACACUCGGAUCCAUUGCCGACUCCGUUUACGGCGGUCUGGUCUCCUCCGAGCAGAUCCAGGAGGCUAACUCGGUUAACGACCCGUCGAUUCUCGAUGUCGGGACGAGUCUUGUUAUCCCUCUUCCUUGCGCUUGCUUCAACGGCACCGACAAUUCUUUGCCGGCGGUUUAUCUAUCGUAUGUGGUCAGGGAAGUCGACACCUUGGCCGGAAUCGCGAGGAGGUAUACGACCACUAUUACGGAUUUGAUGAAUGUGAAUGCCAUGGGAGCUCCUGAUGUUAGCUCCGGCGAUAUCCUCGCUGUUCCUUUGUCAGCUUGUUCUUCGAAAUUUCCCAGAUACGCUUCGGAUUUCGGAUUGAUCGUUCCAAAUGGUAGCUACGCUCUAGCUGCAGGCCACUGCGUGCAAUGCAGCUGCGCACUUGGAAGCCGCAAUUUGUAUUGUGAGCCAGCUUCUUUAGCCGUAUCUUGCUCAAGUAUGCAGUGUAGAAACAGCAACCUCAUGCUCGGUAACAUCACGGUGCAGCAGAGUAGCGCUGGCUGUAACGUUACAACCUGUGAUUACAACGGUUUUGCCAACGGCACUAUCUUGACCAUGCUAUCUAGGUCUCUUCAACCAAGAUGUCCCGGACCUCAACAAUUUGCACCGCUUUUAGCUCCACCGGAUACUCUUCCUAAGGAUCUAAUGUAUGCACCAGCGCCUUCACCGGAAUUCGAUGGUCCCGGAUCCAUAGCAGCUUCACCAAGAUCAUCUGUGCUUCCUUCAGGCAGUGGUUCCUUCCCUGGUAACCCUGCUAAUGGUCCAGCUGGUAGCAUCUCAACUGCUGCUACCUCCUCCGUUAGCUACUUCUUUAUCACACUUCUCAUCUCCCUUUCUUCACUCUACUUAGUUUUCUCUUCUUGAUUCAACAAACAAUUGUUUAUUUUUCCGCAUAUUAAAACUCCUUUUUUUCUUUGUGACAAAGAAAAUUCUUGAUGAGUAAAACUGGAAACACUCUGAUUAUUUUUGAAGUUGCGUA
Eutrema salsugineum is the source of this 1636-nucleotide messenger RNA. RefSeq names its product lysM domain-containing GPI-anchored protein 1. Lineage: Eukaryota; Viridiplantae; Streptophyta; Magnoliopsida; Brassicales; Brassicaceae. The record is from RefSeq and is a predicted model, not a curated record. The transcript is spliced from 5 exons. The coding region runs from base 274 to 1521 and encodes 415 amino acids.